UCUCUCUUAACGCCUUAUAUUUUCUUUUUUUUCGUUUAUUUUUUUUAGGGUUUGGUGGGCUUCUCAAAAUUAUCUGGGACUCUUCUUCUUCUUCCUCCUCGGCAACCUUGAACAAAACCCUAAUUCUUCUUCUCAAACUGGCGCAAUCGCGGAAUCCAUGGAGGUCGCCGCGAACUCCCACCGCGAAUCCACCGCGGAAUCCGAAUCGAACCCUUGCGACCCCGCCGCGCUCGGUCCCACGGGGCUCAUCGAUCGCGAGGAGUUCGUAAGGAUCAUCCUCCAAUCCCUCUACUCCCUCGGCUACCGCAGGGCCGCCGAAACCCUAGAAUCCGAGUCCGGGAUCGGGGCGCACUCGCCGGAGUUCUUGGCCCUCCUCCGCCACGCCUUGGCGGGGCGGUGGGAGGAGUGCGUCGCCACCAUCGCCGCGGUCGGGGGCCCCGCGGCGGAGGCGCGGGCGCGGGCGUCGUUUCUCGUGUGGAGGGAGCACUUCUUGGAGCUCCUGGGGUCGAGCGAGGGGCUUGUCCCCGCGAGGGAGGUGCUCCGGUGCCGCAUCGACUCGUUGGGAAUCGAUCGCCGCAUGGUGCACCGCCUCGCGCGCUCCAUGAUCUCGUCGGAGGGGGCGGUGAGGACGGAGAGCGUGAUCGAGCAGAGGUUAGGGUUGCUGUUGGAUUUGGCCGAGGUGCUACCGCCGUGGGUUAGUGUUCCCGUUGGGAGGUUGGAGCGAUUGGUCGAAAUGGCGGUGGAUAAACAGAUCGCAUCCUGUGUUUACCAUAACGUUCCUGAUGAGGUUACCUUGUUCGAGGAUCACAAAUGCGGGGAAGAGAAGAUCCCUUCUAAUUGUAGCCAGAUUUUAUGUGACCAUACAGAUGAAGUUUGGUUUGUGCAGUUUUCAAACAAUGGGAAGUUCUUGGCAUCAUCUUCUAGUGAUUGCACAGCUAUUAUAUGGACGGUAGAAGAGGAUGAUACCAUAUCAAGGACGCACUGUUUACGGGGCCACACAAAACCCAUCUCCCUUGUUGCUUGGAGCCCUAACGACAAAAUGCUGCUAACAUGUGGCAAUGCUGAAACCCUAAAACUAUGGGAUGUGGACAGUGACACUUACAAGCUCAGAUUUACUAGCUCGACGGACCAUAUAAUCAGCUCAUGUGCGUGGUUUCCCAACUCUGAGAAAAUAGUUUGCGGCAGCGGGGAGCCAGAUAAGAUGAUCUUCACCUAUGACCUCCAAGGCAAUGAGAUUGAUGUCUGGGACGGGGACCGGAUCCCUAAGGUCUCUGAACUUGCUGUUACGCCGGAUGGACGGUUCCUUGUCAGCAUAUGCUCCAAUAGAGAUAUUUGGAUACAUGAAUUUCCACGGGGUAAAGAAUGCCUCAUUUGCGAGGAGCACUCGAUCACAUCUCUUUCCCUUUCGAGGGAUGGCAUGUGGUUGAUCGUCAAUCUGAACAGCGAAGAGAUCCAUUUGUGGAAAGUAAAUGAUGAGUCUGAAGUGCCAGAAAGAUUUAAGGGGCACAAGCAAGGGAAGUACGUGAUUAGGUCUUGUUUUGGUGGAUUGGAUUGUUCGUUCAUUGCCAGUGGCAGUGAGGACUCUCAGGUAUACAUUUGGCAUAGGAAUCAUGGCAAACCAAUCAAAGUCUUAAAUGGACAUUCAUCGACCGUGAACUGUGUAUCUUGGAACCCAACAAAGCCUCAUAUGUUGGCAUCUGCAAGUGACGACCGCACAGUCCGCAUAUGGUUGGCAGAUACAACUCCAAAGCUCAAUACGUAAGCUAACUUAUGUUUUCUGUUCCUUUAUAUCUGUAAAUAGUUGUAAAUGGUGAGUCUAAUCCGCGAUGCCAAUAAUGUUGAUACCCAUGUUUUUUUGUCGAAUAAAUCAAGUCAUAGUUAGCAAAAUAAACAUCUAUUUUUAAACUCAGAAAAUACCUCCUAUUUUUCAAUGCGCUGUGCGUGUGCAUAUGUAAAGUUCUGGUACAGUGAUUAGCCACUGAUUGUUUGUAUAGCAUGCAACUGAAUAUGGACAAUGGCAUGUUUGACUCAGAGAUCAAUAACAGCUUUUUAUUUCGAGAA
This is a messenger RNA of Ananas comosus (pineapple), 2061 nucleotides long. Its product is annotated as WD repeat-containing protein 26. Gene Ontology annotation, molecular function: protein binding. The record is from RefSeq and is a predicted model, not a curated record. Bases 158 to 1762 code for a protein of 534 amino acids. The transcript is spliced from 4 exons. NCBI's taxonomy places the organism in Eukaryota, Viridiplantae, Streptophyta, Magnoliopsida, Poales, Bromeliaceae.